GGGGCUGUGCGUCCGAGACACCGCAUCGGCUGCCAGCGCGGGUCCCCGUGUGUCUGCAUGGCACCGCAGGCUGUGUGUGUCGUGACGAGUGUGUGGGUCUGCGCGCGUCGGUGUGCGUGGCGUGUCCGCGUCGGAGUCGAGGAGGCCCGGGCCGCGAGUGUCCCCGAGCCCUCUGCGCGCGCGCGUGUGUGUGUGUGUGUGUGUGCGCGCGAGCGCGCGCGCGCCGCGGCGAAGGUGGGUCCGCGUCCUCCGCAGCCCGCCCGACCCGGGCCCCGCGACCCGCCGCGGCGGCCGCUUGCUCGGCCUCCCCUCGCGCGGGGCCGGGCCGGGGAUGGAGCCGCAGCCGGAGCCGCCGCAGCCGGGGCCCGGGCGCGGAGCGGCCUGAGGCGCGGGCGGCGCGCGGGGCCGGGGGGAGGGCGGGCCGAGGGGAGGGUCCUGCGGGCCGGGGGGGCGGGCGCGGCGCGCCCCCCUCCCUCGCGCGCUCGCUCCCUCCCCCGCGCGCCCUCCCUCGCCGCCUCCUCCCGCCGCCUCCGGCCCCCCCUCGCCGGGGACCGAGCGCGCUCGCUCCGGCGCCGGCCUCGCCUCCUCGCAGCAGCGCCAUGGAUGAGUUCCACCCGUUCAUCGAGGCGCUGCUGCCUCACGUCCGCGCCUUCGCCUACACCUGGUUCAACCUGCAGGCGCGGAAACGCAAGUACUUCAAGAAGCACGAGAAGCGGAUGUCGAAGGACGAGGAGCGCGCGGUGAAGGACGAGCUGCUGGGCGAGAAGGCCGAGGUGAAGCAGAAGUGGGCGUCCCGGCUGCUGGCCAAGCUGCGCAAAGACAUCCGGCCCGAGUGCCGCGAGGACUUCGUGCUGGCCAUCACCGGCAAGAAGGCGCCGGGCUGCGUGCUCUCCAACCCCGACCAGAAGGGCAAGAUGCGCCGCAUCGACUGCCUGCGCCAGGCCGACAAGGUGUGGCGGCUGGACCUGGUCAUGGUCAUCCUCUUCAAGGGCAUCCCGCUGGAGAGCACCGACGGCGAGCGCCUGGUCAAGGCGGCGCAGUGCGGCCACCCGGUGCUCUGCGUGCAGCCGCAUCACAUCGGCGUGGCGGUCAAGGAGCUCGACCUCUACCUGGCCUACUUCGUGCGCGAGCGAGACGCGGAGCAGAGCGGUAGUCCCCGGGCAGGGAUGGGCUCCGACCAGGAGGACAGCAAGCCCAUCACGCUGGACACGACCGACUUCCAGGAGAGCUUCGUCACCUCCGGCGUGUUCAGUGUCACCGAGCUCAUCCAGGUGUCCCGGACACCCGUGGUGACUGGAACAGGACCCAACUUCUCCCUGGGGGAGCUGCAGGGGCACCUGGCAUACGACCUGAAUCCAGCCAGCACAGGCAUGAGGAGAACGCUACCGAGCACUUCCUCCAGCGGGAGCAAGCGGCACAAAUCGGGCUCGAUGGAGGAAGACGUGGACACGAGCCCCGGCGGCGAUUACUACACCUCGCCCAGCUCUCCCACGAGUAGCAGCCGCAACUGGACGGAGGACAUGGAAGGAGGCAUCUCGUCCCCGGUGAAGAAAACAGAGAUGGAUAAGUCACCUUUCCACAGCCCGUCUCCCCAGGACUCCCCCCGCCUCUCCAGCUUCACCCAGCACCACCGGCCUGUCAUUGCCGUGCACAGCGGGAUCGCCCGGAGCCCUCACCCCACCUCGGCCCUGCACUUCCCCACGACCUCCAUCCUGCCCCAGACGGCCUCCACCUACUUCCCGCACACGGCCAUACGCUACCCACCUCACCUCAACCCCCAGGACCCACUCAAAGAUCUCGUGUCGCUGGCCUGCGACCCAGCCAGCCAGCAACCUGGACCGUUAAAUGGAAGUGGUCAGCUCAAAAUGUCCAGUCACUGCCUUUCUGCUCAGAUGCUGGCGCCCCCGCCCCCUGGGCUGCCGCGGCUGGCGCUCCCCCCUGCCACCAAACCCACCUCCGAGGGAGGAAGCACGUCGCCGACCUCGCCCUCCUACUCUACGCCCGGCACGCCCCCUGCAAACCGUUCCUUUGUGGGAUUAGGACCAAGGGAUCCAGCGGGCAUUUAUCAGGCACAGUCCUGGUAUCUGGGAUAAGAAAGAUUUCUUCCCACGCCCUGCUCCUCCGUCGCGGGAAUCCCAGGGGGCCGCACAGCCGGCCCCUGGCCCACGUUUUCAGUGGAAAGUUACAGCAAGCAAGAACACCCCGCCGACUCCCAGCCUGGCCGAAAAGACAAAACAGGCACAUAACGUACACACAGGAGGAAAACAAGCAAAAAGGAAAAAAAGGCAAAAAAAAAAAAAAAAAAAAGACAAACGGAAAAAAAAAAAAAAAAAAAAAAACCAACCAUAAAAAUCAACCCACCCAGCCAAGAAGACAAAAGGUGAAGACAGCAACCGUUCAGACUCUCGGGACGCCACCGCCGGACCAGAGGGCCAGGCCCAGCCACCGCUCGGAGGUCGGGGCGUCUUCCUAAGUUAUUCAUCUCCUCUGGCUGCUGCUCCGGAAGGUCGGGCGCCCGCUCCCCGCCUCCGCCCAGGACCAGGUGAGCGCGGCCUGGUGCCCCUGCCCAGGCCCCACGGGGCAGGACACCCAGCCAGGCCACCUCUGCCCGCUGUGGGCCGGGCCUCCGCCGAGUGGGGACGCAGGCGCUGUGGGGACGGUGGGGGGCCGGCGAGGACCCCAGCCGCAGGCAGCAGAGGCCGCCCUGGAGGCCCGGGCGGGCAGGGAAGCGACGAGGGCAGAAGAGGGUUGUGGGGAGACCCUGCGUGUCUCGGGGGGACUGGGAUGCGCGGCAGAAGCUUUCUCCGGAGCGUCCUGCCCCGACGCGUGCACGCGCCCGGCUGGGCUCGCUGGGGACUUGGUCUUUCAGCCCCAGGCCUGCCCUGUUUGGGAGGAGAAGUCUCUAUGCAAUUGACCCCCAGCUCCACCCCUCGGCAUUGGAGGCCACCCCACCCCGCACCCCGCCGCCGGCCCUGCUCCACACGCCCCCGGGGAGGGACCCACGUUGCACACACUGUAAGAAAUGCACUUUCUGAGGAAGGGGCUGGGGCGCGUGGAGAGACCCAGAGCUCCCCGGGAGGGGACACCUGUCUGGAGCCCCCCCCCCCCCCGCCGCCACGUAGCCCACGGAGGUGGGAGGUGAGAGCGAGUGGUUUAAGUGCCUGAUUCCCACCGCCCGCCCCCCUUUGUCCAGCUGGGAUGCGAAAUGGCCGGGGGCCCCUUCCAUUCCCUCCCACAGCCCGGCUGCCUCCAGUCACUGACCCUCAUUGCUGUGCCCCCCUCAGAGCUAGAGAGAUGGGACUCCCCCCACCCCCCCCACCCCACCCACGGUCGGCCCAAGGGGCAGAGCUGGGCGUCCCUCAAGCCCUGCUGCGCUCGGGCACAGGGGUGGGAUCUGGGGAGCCAGCGGGCCCUCCCUCGCCUCCUCUGCCAGUGCCUUACAUCCUGGAGCGACACCCCCUCCCUGGUGCCUCCCGGCCCAAAGGGGGACCACGGUUUGCACUUUCAACUUCCCCCCGCCGAAGUGGGGCGCAGCCAGGGAGGUGCAUUGUGGCCGGGCCCCCACAAGGAAAGUAGGCCGGUCACUGUAGUCCACGUAGGCCUGGAUGGGGUCGGGGAGGGGGGGGGUUUCUGGCCAGGGGAGGGAGGGGCCGGCGCCUAGGGGGGUCCCCUGUAGCCAUGUAGGGGACCCCCCAUCCGCUAAACGUUUUCCGUUGAGCCGCUCCAAAAACACUAAGCUGGGGACACCGGGUGCCCCCCAGCCCCGGCUCCCUGGCCCCACCCCACCUCCAGCCCGGGAUGGCCAUCUUGGGUGGGGGGCCUGGGAGGGGGUGUUAGGUGUUCCCGGGUCACCAGGCCCAGACACAGGGGCCCCUCCCAUCCCGUCCCAGGCCCAGCUGGCCUCCUCCAUGCCUGGCCCUGGGGGAAACCUCCCCCACCGCAGCCCCCCACCCCCCGCCUGGGCCAAAGCCAUCGCCCUGGGGAGGGCCUCCACAGCACCUGCGCCCAGCCUGGCCCUUCUCCCCCUCUCCCGUGCCCCAGGCCUGGCCAGCCUCUCCCACCUCCCCAGAAACUGGACUUUCCUCCCAAACCAGCCCAAGGGGCUUGGCAAACCCACUCGACCAUAGAGAGAAAGACCCGUCCCCACCAACCCCCCUCCCAUCGUCCAGAGGCUUCCAAGAGCCCUUGGUCCGUCCGUCUGUCCCCAGGGCCCCCUCCACCGGGUGGCCGUAGGGGACCAAAGCAUGGGCCGCUCUCCGGGAGGGCAGGAGGGGGUGGGUCGUGCAGUUGGGGUAUCCGGAAGCUUCUCAGCCGGGAACCUUAGGGUGCGGGUAGGCAGGGUAGGGGAGGGGCGCCUGGCACCCCCCAGCUACCUAACUUUGCAUGGUGCUUAGUCGGGGAUUCCUGUGACCUGGCUCCUGAAGUCAGCUCGCUGUGGCUGACACUGCAUGGCAAAUGAUACUUGGCUCUGUCUCCCCCCCCCCGCCCCCCCAGCCCCCCCCACCCUCCAACACUACCCCCCUCCUCUUUAAAAAAAAAAAAAAGAUACAAAAAAAAAAACCUUAAAAAAACUCCAUGUUUCCUAAUUUGCACGGAAUUUUCUACCACAUGAUGUGCCUUGCCUUCC
Leopardus geoffroyi (Geoffroy's cat) is the source of this 4627-nucleotide messenger RNA. It is a transcript of the gene NFIC, whose product is annotated as nuclear factor I C. The record is from RefSeq and is a predicted model, not a curated record. Lineage: Eukaryota; Metazoa; Chordata; Mammalia; Carnivora; Felidae. Gene Ontology annotation, cellular component: nucleus. The transcript is spliced from 11 exons. Gene Ontology annotation, biological process: regulation of transcription by RNA polymerase II. The coding region runs from base 600 to 2093 and encodes 497 amino acids. Gene Ontology annotation, molecular function: DNA-binding transcription factor activity, RNA polymerase II-specific; RNA polymerase II cis-regulatory region sequence-specific DNA binding.